Molecule: messenger RNA, 2340 nt
Organism: Dermatophagoides farinae (American house dust mite)
Lineage: Eukaryota; Metazoa; Arthropoda; Arachnida; Sarcoptiformes; Pyroglyphidae
Molecular function (GO): UDP-glycosyltransferase activity
Source: RefSeq, a predicted model, not a curated record
AAAUAAUUUCGUAUUAAAUUUUAAUUUUCAAUCUCCAAGAAGUACAAAUCUCAAGUACAAACAAUUAUCUACAAUUGGUUAUUUCUGGUUUUCAUUAUCUGUGUGUCAAAUAAUCUUUAUUGUGUAGUUUUUUGAGAUGGUUUUAUGCAUAAAGAUUACAAGAAAUAAUUCAAAGGAAGAUAUUUAUUAUCGAUGAUAUGUUGAAUAUGGUUCCUCGCACUUUGGUUUUUCUCCACGACAGAUCAAUGAUGAUCGAUUUUCACGUCAAAUCAUCUCUCCGGUUUUCACUGGUUGUUUGUCUUUACAACGUCAAAAAAAAUUCCCUUGUUGUUUCGACUCCAUUCGAUUUUGUCUGUCAAUAAAGUUUUCUCUAUCUGUUUCAAAUCGGAAAAUAUCUGCAUAAACGCACACACACAAUAAUGUCUUGCUUUAUCAUUGCUAAAAGCAUGUCAAUCACAUGAUAUUUAUAGUUAUGAUAAAUAAUUAUCCUUUCCGAUGAAUUUAUAUUAAUAAUGGAUAUAAAGUCUAUUUGUAAUCGUUAUUAAGUUAUGUUGAUUUUUAAAUUUUUUUUUAAACGAUUGUGAUAAUAAUGAAGAAUCAAACAAAACGAAUAUUGGUCACACCAAUCAACGCUGUUGGUCACGUGAAUGCAUGUACCGGUGUUGCAUUACCAUUACUACGACGUGGACAUCGUGUUGCAUUUUUCGUUGAAACACCAUAUAGUGGUAAAUUGAAAUCUUAUGGAUUUGAAGAAUUUCUAUUCGAACCAUUCAAAGAACCAGGAGAAAAUGUUGAAGAAUUUAAGAAUCCUGGUGAACAGAUGGCAAAAAAAUUACUUAAAAUCGGUAUGUUGGGCACUAAUGAUCCACGUAUACAAUUAGCUAAAAUUGAUGAGAAAAAAAUGAUGUCCGAAGAUAAACGAAAAUAUGAAGAUGAACAAUUACGAACGGUUAUUGAAAAAUUUCAACCCGAUCUUUUUAUCGUUGAUAAUAUAAUGUUGGAACCGGCUAUUUAUUAUUCGACUAAACCAUGGAUUCGUGUGAUCAGUGUUGUUCCACUAUUACAUCUACAUGAUAUUCAUGAAUUACCACCAGCAUGGUCAGGUUUUACCGAUGCGGAAUAUUCCGAAUGGGAUGAUAUACGAAAAUAUACGAAAAAGUUUCAUUAUAAUGAAACAUUUAAUGAUAUUAACGAAAAUAUUGGCUAUAAACGAUAUCCAGAUAAUGUUAUGAUACCAGAAACACAAUCAUUAACAUUGUAUGCUUUUCCGGAAGAAUAUGAUUAUCCUGAAAUAAAAAAAUAUCGUGAAAAUUGGUUCAAUCUAGACGUUUUUAAUAAAAAUGAACAACAAGAACAGAUUGAUUUGAAAGAAUUUUUACCCAAAGAAUUUUAUGACAACAAUCUCGAUGGAAAUUUCACUGGUAAAUGGAUCUAUGUAUCGAUGGGUUCAAUGGGUUCAGCAGAUCUAGACCUGAUGCAUCGAUUGAUUGAAGUAUUAUCCAAAACUAACCAUAAAUACAUUGUAUCUAAAGGGCCUCGUCAUGAAGAAUAUGAAUUGAAACGUAACCUUUGGGGUGAUCGUUAUUUGCCACAAACAAAAAUUCUACCCAUAGUUGAUUUGGUCAUAACACAUGGUGGUAAUAAUAGUGUAACGGAAACAUUUGCUCAAGGUAAACCAAUGAUCAUUAUGCCAUUAUUCUGUGAUCAACUUGAUAAUGCACAAAGAUUAUCAGAGAAAAAAUUGGCAAUCAAAAUACAACCAUAUAAUUUUACUGAUGAACAAUUGAUCGAAUCGAUUGAUCGUCUCAUUUAUGAUGAUGCAUUAAAUUCACGUUUAAAACGAGCAUCACAGCGAAUACUGAGUAUAGAUAAACAUGAAAUUGCUUGUGAUUUGAUUGAGAAAAUUCUGCAAAAUUAAUAAAUUUCUUUGUUCUCAUAUGAAAUUACUAUUUUAAUUAAUAAAGUGUUGAUAAUUAUAAUUAUAAUAUAUGUCAGGGAAUUGUUAUGGUUUUAAUAAAAUCAUAACAAUCCCACGAUCGAAGUCGAAAUGAUCGAGCAUCAAAGGAUGCGACAAACAUCGAUAAACAUUCAAAAAAGUAAAACUAAUAUUGUUAUGAGAAAAUUCUAAUAAAUGUAAAACACAAACAAAAGAUACAUUUUAGGGAAUUGUUUUGUCUAUUACGAAAUAGACAAAACAAUCAUAACCGACAUCAAAGGAUGCGAAGAACAUCCGAAAACUUUGAACAUUCGAUUGAUAAAACAAAACAAAUUGUAAUUCUGAAAUUACUAUAUAAACGAAUCUAAAAAGAAUAAUAAAGUACGAUAAUUAUUAUUGGUGAA